Messenger RNA from Acipenser ruthenus (sterlet), 2802 nucleotides. It is a transcript of the gene tead4, whose product is annotated as transcriptional enhancer factor TEF-3. The coding region runs from base 116 to 1174 and encodes 352 amino acids. Gene Ontology annotation, molecular function: RNA polymerase II cis-regulatory region sequence-specific DNA binding; DNA-binding transcription factor activity, RNA polymerase II-specific. The transcript is spliced from 11 exons. Gene Ontology annotation, cellular component: transcription regulator complex. Lineage: Eukaryota; Metazoa; Chordata; Actinopteri; Acipenseriformes; Acipenseridae. Gene Ontology annotation, biological process: embryonic organ development; hippo signaling; regulation of transcription by RNA polymerase II. The record is from RefSeq and is a predicted model, not a curated record.
AGAGAACGAUGCAGAGGGCGUCUGGAGCCCCGACAUUGAGCAGAGCUUCCAUGAGGCGCUCGCCAUCUACCCACCCUGUGGACGACGCAAGAUCAUCCUUUCCGACGAGGGCAAGAUGUACGGUCGAAAUGAAUUGAUAGCCAGAUAUAUCAAGUUACGAACAGGGAAAACACGAACCAGAAAACAGGUAUCGAGCCACAUCCAAGUGCUUGCCCGGCGAAAGGCACGAGAGAUCCAAGUGAAGCUGAAGGAUCAGGCAGCGAAGGAUAAGGCUCUCCAGUGCAUGGCCACCAUGUCCUCUGCCCAGAUCCUCUCUGCCAACGCCUUCCAGAGCAAGCUGGCACUGCAGGCACUGCCCCGGCCUGCCUACCCUGCAGCCACUGGGUUUUGGCAUGCAGCUCUACAAGGCCAACCUGUGCCCUCCCAUGAUGUGAAACCUUUCUCACAACAGACCUACAACAUUCAGCCACCUGUUGCAUCUUCAAUCACAGCAGGCUACGAGACUCCAGUGGGACUCACCACCUCCCCCUCAGCCCCUUCCUGGCAGGGCCGCAGCAUUGGCAGCUCCAAGUUCCGGAUGCUGGAAUUCUCAGCCUUCCUAGAACAGCAGAGGGAUCCUGAUACAUCAAACCCCACGUUCAGCGACCCCUACCUGGAGGCAGUGGACAUCCGGCAGAUUUACGAUAAGUUUCCAGAGAAGAAGGGAGGCUUGAAGGACCUUUUCGAGAAAGGACCAGUCAAUGCAUUCUUCCUUGUCAAAUUUUGGGCGGAUCUGAACACGAACAUGCAGGAUGACAGCGGCUCUUUCUAUGGGGUCUCCAGUCAGUAUGACAGCUCAGAGAACAUGAUCAUCACCUGCUCCACCAAAGUCUGCUCCUUCGGCAAGCAGGUGGUGGAGAAAGUGGAGACGGAGUAUGCUCGGUUUGAGAAUGGGCACUAUGUGUUUCGAAUUCACCGCUCCCCUCUGUGUGAAUACAUGAUCAACUUCAUCCACAAACUCAAGCACCUCCCAGAGAAAUACAUGAUGAACAGCGUCUUGGAGAAUUUUACGAUUCUGCAGGUGGUAACAAACCGAGACACACAAGAGACACUGCUGUGCAUCGCCUAUGUUUUUGAGGUGUCCACUAGCGAACAUGGUGCCCAGCACCACAUCUACAGACUGGUCAAGGACUAGGGGAUUGGGAGACAAGACUGACCCCCAUCCAACUACUUCUACUAAUGAUGCAACAAACACAACCUCCGGUCAAGAAUGAAUGUGUUUUUUUGGUGCCUAAACAAGACAAUUGAACCAUGCGAACACUUAGAACAUUUAAAGAGGAUAACAAAUACAGUUACUGAUGGAUCUUUUUACGGUGAUAAAAAAGACAAGGGAAUUGCAUGGACUGUUCUAUGAGUUUUACAGUUUUUAUUUGUUAGUUUUUUUUUUCUAUGUUUGCAUGUGGAACUGAGCAAAGGGUUGUGGGUUUUUUUCCACAAAACAAUACUGUAAACAAAUUGUUUUCUUGCAGUAUUAACGUACUACACGUAACGAAUAUGAAAGGUGUGUUUUUGGUCACCAUCACAGUGAGGAUAGACACAGGCAUGGUGAGCUAUACAGAGAGGAGUCUCUGUCCUGAUAGAUUCCUUCAGUUUAUUUUGGUGGAUGGCCUGCUGUAAAUGAAAUGUAGGUCAUAUAAAAGGAUACUACUUAAAGUGAUUGUAGCUAACAACAUAAUUCCAUAAAGUUUAUUUUGCACUUCCAUUAGCUACAAAGGCCUCAAAUGUGCAGUUUUGAAAGAAACACAUGCUAGAGCAUACAUGCAUUUUCAUGUAAAAACACAGCUGACACUACACACAGUGAAGGAAAGUUCUCCGGUUCUGUGACUUCCUCACAUGAAGUCUCUUAUUGUUUCAAUUCUUAGGUCGUUUCACCUCUGCAUGGUAUUUGGGGUGAAAGCAUAGCUGAGAGCUUGUCAGUCAAUAAGGGAAUCUGGUUGGUAAAUGACAGGAAAGGGGUGGAGGCAUUUUACCCACCAGGUGAACUGACCAAGGAAGUGCAACACUAUCUGAAAGCAUGGCUUGCAGACAGAUUUUUUUCAACUUAUUGUAGAAUCAAAUAUUAUGUUUUUAAUAAACAUACAGUUUAACUAUAACAUGUGUUUUUUUCCGAAUGGCACCAGUGAUGCCUAUAUAACACAUGAAAGUGCACAACUGGUAUGAUUUUUAAAUUAUCAUAUUGAGACCUACUCAAUUUUAAGUCACACCUUUUUGUUUUUUUUUACCAAAAUUGAAGUUUAAACUUGGAUUCAGGGUUUUUCAGUUAGGGGGCUGAUUCACAUUUGCAAAUGUCAAUUAUUGUAGUGCGCUUGAACGAGAGCUACUGUACACAGUAAUGCCCACUACAGUAAUGACUCUUCAUGCGCUGUGUUAACAUGGCUACCCGUUGAACUUCACGCUCAUUUUAUGAUGCAGCUUUUAAAAGAAAAGUAACCUUGCUUGCUGAAGAAAAGGGAAACCGUGCAGCAGAAUGUGAAUUUGGGGCGUCCGAGACGUGUGUCAGAAGAUGGAGACGCAAUCGAAAGGCUACUUGUCCUUGCGAAUGUGACAGAAAGUCAGAUUGGCCAAAUUAAACAAAGGAGGGGACAAUAAAACUGACUGCAGUUCAAUACUGUAAGUACUGUACUGUACAUAUUUUAUUUUCCCAUUUGUAAUAUCGUUGGUGACUUUCUCUAAUGCAAUACAGUGUUCCAUGCUGACAUCUAGAAAUUAAAAGGUUUAACUGUAAAUGAUUGUGUUUUUUCAUUGAAUUAAAUGCAACUUGCA